GGGAGCUGGUUAGAGAAGUCGCUCACCAACACCGCCCCCUCCAUCAUUUCUGUAAUCGAGCGUCGAGCUGCACGAUCUGCACCUCUGCAUUAUGCGCGUUUGGUGUCGGUGGGAAUUCUCGGUAAACACAGCAAAUACUGGCACAGAGCUCCAGCCCCUUCGCAUCCCCCACAAAUAGCUAGUGUGUGCGCGGAGCAGGAGGCGGUCUGUCCUGUUUAUCAAGAAAAUGAUUCGACACGGCUGUGCCGUUUGCUCAGCGCUCACGGUUAUGGAGGCGAGUCCAGAAACCAUAACGAGCUGAGAGAGGGGGAGACGCCAGAUAUCUUAAUGAACGUCAUAAGUAAGGUUGGGUGGCCAUGGACCCUUUCAGCCAGCUUAUUCUCAUCAUCUCGGUGACCAGCUUCUUCACCUUCCAGUGGCUCUUCCACAGAGUCAGCCCCUGGUUGUCUGUACGCAUCAGUCCUGGCUUCCUUGGCCUCAGCGACAAGCAGAAGGUGGAAUGGAACUCGAGGACAGUAUCAACGUUUCACGCCUUGUUGGUGGGAAUAUUCUGUCUUUACAUUCUGUUUUUUGAUGAUGCUGUCAAUGAAGAUCCAGUUUGGGGAGAUCCUACACUGGUCAAGACAAACGUGGCAAUUACAACAGGCUACCUCAUAUCGGAUUUGCUGCUGAUAUUUUAUUAUUGGAAGGCAAUAGGCGACAAGUUUUUUGUAGUUCAUCAUCUGGCAGCGUUGUAUGCUUACUACUAUGUACUGGGCCAAGGAAUGUUGCCUUAUUUUGCUAACUUCCGCCUGCUAGCUGAGUUUUCUACACCGUGUGUAAACCAGCGCUGGUUCUUUGAGGUGUUGGGUUAUCCCAAGUCCUCCCGGCCCAACAUGGCAAAUGGCGUUGCCAUGGCAGUGGUGUUUUUCCUCGUCCGCAUCGGUGUCAUGCCAGUCUACUACAGUCGCAUGUAUGCGGUCUAUGGCACUGAGGCCUUCUACCUGGUGCCAUGGGGUGGUCGUGUAGCCUGGAUCUGCUCCAGCAUCUGCUUGGACAUUAUGAACAUAAUGUGGAUGCAUAAGAUCGCCCGUGGAUGUUACAAGGUCCUACGAUCAGCACACCGGAGCAAAGCUGGCGCACCUCAGGAAAAUGGCAAGACGGAUUAAGAGAACCAGGUGUCACUGGUGAGAACAUGCCACAGCAGAAACACUGACAACACUAUGUGCAGCGGCUCGUAGCAAGUUGGACCCUGGAAUGCAAGGCUGCUUCAUUAGCAGCCUACCUGGGACUUGAGAUUACAGGACCACACGCAGUGAGGGAACUUGAAAGCAGGCACAGUGACCGAGAUGUACCAAUGGACCAUUUAAAAUGGCCAUCCCAAAGCCAUGAAAUGACCUCUUAGCAAUACUGUGUGCAUGGCCAAUUAUUUUUCUUGUGAACGAUUUACCAGAAGAGGUCAUCCCGGGACAAAGCGGCUGUUAGCCCAACGACAAAUUGUCAAAAAGUUUACCAUUCUUUACGAACUUCGUGAUCAACAAAAGACUUUUGUAUUAAUGCUGCUGUCUGAGUCGCAGAAUGAAAAUGAUGAAAUAGAAGGUGUUGGUGAGGUAAAUAUGUGAGGAAACCUCCAAAGCAUUUUGUGAAUCCACAUUGAUGGUCAGUGUCAUAAAAUCCUUGUUAGAUGCCAUUUGA
Messenger RNA from Pelmatolapia mariae (spotted tilapia), 1674 nucleotides. RefSeq names its product TLC domain-containing protein 4-B-like. Bases 357 to 1148 code for a protein of 263 amino acids. The transcript is spliced from 7 exons. Gene Ontology annotation, cellular component: membrane; endoplasmic reticulum. The record is from RefSeq and is a predicted model, not a curated record. NCBI's taxonomy places the organism in Eukaryota, Metazoa, Chordata, Actinopteri, Cichliformes, Cichlidae. Gene Ontology annotation, biological process: lipid homeostasis.